UAGCGAACCGACGUUCAACAUCCAUUUCGAUGUCCCGUCCGAGGAAGGCUUUAUCCAACACGCUCCCAACAAAAAGAAGAAGAGGAAUUCAACCCAGCCUAAUAGAAGGGCGGAGGUAGAUAAAGCUGGUGAUGGUGGAGAUCAGGGCGAUCAGAAUGAUAACGGCGACCAAAAUGGUGAAGGAGGAAAGGGGAACGGAGCCGCUGGCGGGGGCGGAAAAGAGGAGGGUAACAACGACGACAACGGUAGAGAUGAGGAAAAGGGCGAAGACAAGGAACGGGGAAAGGGCAAGGGGAAGGAACAAGAGAAAGAAAGGGAGAAUGAGGAGAAGGAGAAGGAGAAGGAGAGGGAGAGGGAGAAGGAGAAGGAGAAGGAGAGGGAGAAGGAGAGGGAGAAGGAGAAGGAGAAGGAGAAAGAAGAGGAGCAGCACCAAGGACAAGAAAAACACCAUAGGGGAUAUCAGGUCCAGCGAUGCGUGGGCAGCAUUCGAGAACAAGCCCGGCAAGAAUCGUCCCGACACCAAAUCCGAGGGGACUUCCCAUAGGGCUCAAGACAAGAGCGAACCGCCAGAGAAACUUACGAAACUAGACACAUUUGAUGACGUCAAGUUGGACAAUCCCGGGCCAUCUCCCAGUCCCAAUUCCGGCGGCAGCACGGGGACCGGCACCAAGCAGGGCCUAUUUGGUUGGGGAGGCUGGGGAGGGCCGUGGGCUUGGUCAAACGAUGGGUCCGGCAAACAUGAGGAUAGGGAAGAAAGGGGAAUAGAGAAGCCAGAGAGGGCAGAGGGAAAGAGGGAAAGGAAAGAUGGAAAGAAAGUGGAGAACGAAGAUAAGGAACGGGAGUAUACCGAUGCCAACUCGCGAAGUGCUGACCGCAUAAAAUCUAACAAAAGAGAGAAGUUGUAUGCUGGUCCGGAAGAGCCCAAGACGGAGGAGCCAGCCACAUCCGACAACCCCACCGAGAACAAGGAAGACGACAGCCUUGGUUUCACCUCGACUACCAAAGAAAAGAAUAAGAGAAAGUUGCUUCUUCGGGAGGGGAAAGAGGGUGCGCUUGCUGAGAACCAGGGCUCGGAACCGGCUGCGGCCGGUAAUCCCCAAGAUCGUCAAAGCACGAGCCAGGAGAAUAGGAAAGGCGUCGCAGCGGCGGUCGCCGAGCUACUUGUUCGUGAUACUAUAGCGCCGUCCGUAGACACCGCUCUCCGCCCCUCAUCUAAGAAGACCAAGAAGAGAAUAGCCAGCGAACCAAUCGACCCUGAACCGCCUGCACCCGGCCCUGAGCUCGACCCGAUGCAGGAUGCGAAUCCCUGGGCUGAUGUACCUCCAACGAGCAAGAGGAAAAAUAAGAAUUCGACGGAAGAAACUAAAGGGCUCAAGCCCACAUCAGAGCCGGAAACUAAAACUACUACUACUCUCAAUGAUGCCGGGAGCCUCGGUACCAAGGACAGGAACAAGAAAGGCAAAGUCAUAGAGGAGGAGAGUGUAGGGGAACGAGCGCCCUCGCUUCACGAGGCUGAGAACAAGGAGGGGGACGACCGAGGCGACAUGGCCGCUUCAGGCAAGAGCAAGAAAAAUACCACCAGAACCGCAGUUGCCGACUCAGAGGGGAUAGCUGAGAAGACGCAGGAGCCUGAAACUAAACCGGACAUAAAGAAGGAGAGGAAAAAGAAAUCCAGGGACACUAAACCUGAGCCUGAGCCUGAGCCGGUGCCCGAACCAGAGCCUAAACGCGUGCCCGAGCCAGAACCUAUUAAGAAGGAAAGUAAGAAGAACGAGAAAGGCUGGAUCACCGGUUUGGUGAGUACUCUCAAGAAAGUUAAGGGUAUAGCCGAUGAAGAGGUUCAGGAGCCAGAAUCACGACCCGUCGCCGAGCCUCCGCCGGAGUCUGAGGGCAAGGCGCCCGAAAAGAAGGAGAAACGUGAUUUUGACAACGAUCAGGGGGACACCAAGGCGGAGAAGAGGAGGAGGAAGAAGGGCGCUGGCACUGUUGAAGAGCAGCCCGAGGGUGCCGACCCUGAACCUGACCCCGAGGCUGAAUUUAUUCCAGCACCAGCACCGGCUAACAAGGCAGAGGACGAGCUACCCUCCGUCGCCUCCGGUUCGAAAAAGAGUAAAAAGAACAGGGGCGCUACCGUGCCCGCGUUUUUGGGGGAUUUAGGGCCGGACAUGACCCUUGCUUCAGAACCUCAGCCAGAAACUGAACCUGACAAGGAGAAAGCUGAAGGCGAUCGUCACGGGCCGCCCUUUACUAUUUCCGACUCCUCGAAGAAGGACGAAAGGAAGAAAAAGAAAAAGAAAAAAGAUGGUGGUGAGGAAGAGGCUCUGCAAGAGCCGGAGCCUCCCCGUGACCUGGAAUUGGGAGACGACCUGGCGGGAAAUGAUUUCGCUGAAUGGAAUGUUCCUGUCAGGGAAAAGAAGAAGAAGAAAAAUGAGAGUCUUCACCAGACACCGAAAAUUUUACCUGAACCAGGUGUUUCUCAGGACGAUGAUUUGCUGGCUUUCGGCUCGUCCAAGGACAAAAAGAAGAGCAAAAAAGGAGCCGCCGCCAUUGAAGAGCCUUCGAACGAGAAAACCCCAGACACACGACCCUCAGAGCCCGAACCGGACCCCGAAACUACUCUUAUGCCUGUUGCGGAGCAGAACGGCGGCGCUUGGAGCUUCUGGGGCGCUAAGAAGAACACUACAAAGCCUAAGGACGAAACUCCUAACCCCAUCACCGACGAAGGCUGGCUUGACUGGAGUAAGAAUAAACUCAGAAGCUCGGGUGAAUUCGAUAAGGAGUCUGAUCACAAGCAUCCACCACCAAAUGCCCCUGGAACACACAGCGCUGCGGGCAGUGCCGAUUUCUGGGACAGUCAUGAGGUCGGCAAGGACAAGAGACGAAAUGCCGAUGAUAGUCUAAUGCCCGACUCGAUCGAAGAGCCCAAGAAUGAUGACAUCGAGGGGGGGAACACCUCAAAGAAGGAGAAGAAAAAGAAGAAGGGUAGUAAGAAUGUCCCGGUCGAAGUUGCCAAUGGCUCUCAUCUCAAUGUGGUUCAACCCGACUCUAUCGAAGAGAGCAAGGGCAAUAGAGUCGAGGACGACGACUGGACGUGGGGCAAUUUGGACAGAGGGAAAAAGAAGUCACCACCUCCAGCGCCUACUCCACCGUCUCUAGAGCUGAGCUUAUCCGACCAGGAACUUGAAGAGCACGGCUGGGGCGGCUUAAAAACCGAGGAGGAGGAGAAGGCCGAGGCAGAAGCUGCCGCACUAGCAGAUGUGAUUGCCUCUGAGGAGGAGGAGCUUGCCACGCUGAGAGCUAUGAAGAAGCUAACCAAAAAGGAUCGGAGACGUUUAGAUCAGCUCACUGCGAAUGCUAACCGCCGCGCCGAGGAGAAAGCUGCCAGGGAAGCGGAACAAGCGGCCCAGCGGGAAGCCGAAGAGAGGGCCGCGUCCGAGGCCAGGGAGAAGGCAGACGCCGAAGCACUAGUAGCUGAAAUUGCCGCCGAGGAAGAAGAAAUGGCAAUGCUCACUACCAAGAGCAAAAAAAAAAAGCUAAGAGGGAGUGACAAAAAGAGGUUAGAGGAGCUCACCGAGAGAGCCAAAGUUCGUGCCGGAGAGAAAAUAGCCGAAGAAGCUGAAGAACAAACCACUAUGCCUGACAUGGGCGAAACUGUUCCGGAAGCUGAGGAACAGAUAGUUAGCGACGCCGAGGAGCGAGCGGCUAGGGUGGCGGAGGAGCGGGCUGCCCAAGAAGCAGAGGAACGGGCCCAGCGUGAGCGUGAAGAAGCUGAAGCGGCGGCCAAGAAGAAAUCCAAGAAGGGUUCCAAGUCCGACGAUAAGAAGUCCAGGUCCACCAAUAAUAAAGAUAAACCUUCCAAGAGAGACAAGAACAAAGAAGGGGACCGCAGCAAGGGACAAGACGAGGACGAGGUAAAAAAUGACGACAACGACAAGGUCAUGAGCCAGGACCAGGAUCAGGACCAGACUAAGGAUGGAGAUCUUGACAGCCUCGAUCUCGAAAACUUGGAUCCCGAUCAAGUGGAAGAGAUUUUGGCGGGCACUGCAGCUCCUAAACCACAAGGUCAGCCACAACCGCAAUCUAAAACAGACUUGUUUUCGUUCUGGAGCGGCAAAUCCAAGAGUCCACCACCGGAACUAGUUUCCGAAGAUGCCACGGUCGAGGUCGCGCCGUCGUCUUCGAAAGAGGCCGUAGAUGACUGGGUGAAGCCGAGGAAAACCAAGGGCAGCAAACUCGCUGAUAAACUCAAGAAAUUCGAGCCAGCUAAAGACGAUGAUGCUCCGAUCAAUGCCCUAUCCGCGCCGCCGCCGCCGCCGCCGCAGCCAGUGGCCAUCCUCGCAACGCGAUCCGCUAGAGAAGACAAGCCCGGGUCUUCAGAAGAUCUCCUUCCUGGAGCCUUUCCCGAUGAAGGCGAAAACGAGAUUGUCGAUAUCAUCGACAUGGCGCCAGUCAAGAAGAAGAAGGGCAAGAAGGGCAAGACUAAGCCUGAGAAUGUGAUCCCUCCUCCCCCCCAAGACCCGAUUUCCCCUCCUCCUCCUCCCGAAGUGCCCAUCCCCCCCUCAGCGGUCCCCGAAACUCCCUCGACGCCGCCACCCGAAGUCAAGUCUUCCAGGAGGGAGCGGCCAAAGAUAAAUCGUGAUGCGAGCACGUCUUGGGUACCAUGGUCGGCGGCGCCUCGAAAAGAGGAACAGAUGCCGAUGUCUGAGGAGAAAAAGCAUGGAAAAGUGAAGGAGGAGAAAGAGAAGACAUCGUCUUCUAAAGGCUCAUCCUCGGAUAGGGUUGAGGAACGUGGGGAGAAGAAAUCGACGGCGACCGCGAAGCCGCGCGUGAAUAGCGUGUUCCAGAGCACCCCCCCUUUGUCACGGUCCAUGUCGACCCGUGAUAAGCGAUACGGCACAAGCAGACAGAGUUCGCGUCGGCAUUCAGUCGAUAUGAUGGGCGAAUCAGUAUCGCCACCGCCUGGGGAGAUACCAGAGAUCUCUCCCAAGGCCGCAAAAGUCCUCGGCGUCGACAAGAGCCACAGGAGUCGGAGGAGUUUUACAACUCGCGGCGUCGAAGAUGAAGACGUCGCGCCCAGAGCUGCUGAUAUGUCUGCGAGCCCACAGAAAUCAGCUCAUAGGCGGUCAAAGGUGAAGAUUGAUGAUGAUGCUGGUAUGGCCGAUGCUGUUGCCUUCGACGUGACGCCUCCUCUCAAGCGAUCGAACUCGACCACCAAGAAGGGACUCACUAGCCUCUUCGGGGGGCUGAUGUCCCCCGCCCCCCGUGCUGAAGCACGUCCUGAGCCGCGACGACGCAAUACACAGUACAUGACGGACGAUGAGGCUAGGCCGGACAGGAGGACAAAGAAAUCUUCUCGGGAUUACCGCGACGCCGACGACGACGCCGUAGAGGAGGAGAGAGAAGCUCGCCGCGCAGCCCGCCGCGCUAGAAGGGCCGAAGAGAAGGCCGCCGAAGAGGCGCGUCUUGCGAAGGAAGAAGCUAGGCGGGAGAGGCAUAGGAAAUACGAAGAGGAGGUUGAGGCUCGCAAGCAGGCGGAGCGCGAAGCUCGACGAGCCGAACGCAGGGCCCUUCGGGAACGCGAGGCGGAGCGCCUCGCCCUGGAAGCUAAAGAGGCCGAGAGGGCUGAGCGUCGUCGACUGCGCAAGCUCGAAAAGGAAGCGGCGGCGGCGGCGGAAGAGGCCGAGGCCGAGGCUCGACGCGCUGCUCGGGCAGAGCGACGACGAUCGCGUUACGUUGACGCUUCUGAGGACGACCGGGAAGAGCGUAGGCGCAGACGCGAGGCCAGAUAUGCCACCGAAGAAAGGCACAACCAAAGACGCUCGAUGCCGACUAACGACUACGUCUACCCUCGGGAACGAUCCUCACGACCUACCGUGUAUGAGCACGGACGGAGCAAAAAUGCAGCUUGGCCUCACUCGGGCACGGAUUCCUGGGUGAAGGAGCAUUCGGACGCCGGACCACCCCCCGAGCACGGUCCCGCUGCGGAGGUGCCUCGGGAAGACGACGAGGAGGCUCGGCGCGCGGCGCGGCGCGCCCGCCGCCGUGCAAAGUACGGUGAAGCAGAGCCGGAAAUCGACGAAGAUCGACGGCGUCGUCACGCGCGCCGCGAGGAGCGCGAUCGUAGAGAUCGUCGGCCCGGCGGCUCGGACGGCAGCGCCGAGAAGCCACAUCGCGAGCGCGAAUCCUUCUUCACGGACUCAACACCUCGAAGUAGCUGGUGGAAAAAGCUCACGGGGGCAUGAAGACGAUUCAGCGACGGCCCAAGACGGCCUGAGAGGGGAAUUGUUUCGGGAGACUUGUUCGUUUCCGGAGCGGGGCAGCCGGGCGGUUCACAUUCGGAUGGUCGUUAUUUGCGCUUAAAGGCGGCGCAUGCGGAGUAGUGGCUGAUUUCAAGCUUGGUCUGUACUA
Durotheca rogersii is the source of this 6408-nucleotide messenger RNA. RefSeq lists its product as uncharacterized. The transcript is spliced from 4 exons. The record is from RefSeq and is a predicted model, not a curated record. The coding region runs from base 132 to 6242 and encodes 2036 amino acids. Lineage: Eukaryota; Fungi; Ascomycota; Sordariomycetes; Xylariales; Xylariaceae.